CUCUUACUUUGUCUUGUCUCUAUGAGUGUCUGGUGUAGUGUACUGCAGUGUGGGGAGUGUGGUUGUUUUUAUUGCUCUUGUUAUGGUAGUAGUGGCCAGCAGAUUUACCACACACGGUCACUGCAACAGAUAGAGGAGUAUGGGUAAAUAUUGAAACACACAACUAUACACACAGUUGCCUACAUGCAUAGAAAACAUUAACACCAACGUACGCACUCACAUAUACAUAUAAACAUAUAUUUAUACACAUAUAUUCAAAACAUACACGCACUGUCUAUCUAUCUAUCUAUCUAUCUAUCUAUCUAUCUAUCUAUCUAUCUAUCUAUCUAUCUAUAUUCACUUCUUCAUUUAUUUGCUGAAAGCUGUAAUUACUAGACUUCAGUUCAGCGUUACAUGUUUGGGGCACUUCAAGACACUUCUGGACACUUCAAGACACUUCUGACCACUUCAGGACAUUUCUGGUCUGUUUGGGACAGUUCAGGACACAGCAGCAGCAUACGCGAUAGUGAGGAUUUAAUCGGAGACAGCUGAUAAAACCAUCAAGUUGGAUUAAUGCGAACUGUAACCCUUUCUACCUCAAGCUGGAAAAGUACUAAAAGCAAUGACAUUUUCUCCAGCAGUCAAGCAAAGAAGUCUGUACUUAAUUGUGAAAGUAUUAUGUUAAAUCAUCGGCAAGAUAUCCUACACAUAACACGUCUGAGCAAUUACAAACUUAUAAUAUUCAGUGGAAUUUAAAUUACCCAUAUUACCAGCGUCGUUAUGCAAUAUAUUUCUUCUUUUGAUGACGAUUGUGUCAUUUGAUUGACUCUGCCUAAGCACGAUGUACACAGGAAAAUACGUUUAUAAUAGAAAACUACACAAAUGUAUAAAGAAAUAACUCUCUAAAAAGACUGAGAUCUAUGAGAAUAAAUCUAUCUUUCAAAUCUUAAUGAUGUUAAUAUUUCAAGAAUGUGAAAAGAAAGCAUAGAACCUGAUAGUCUCCAUUACCCAUUCAAAAUUUUCUCGAACAUAAUUUCAUUAGAAAUUUAUAAUGAAAUAUGUUCAUUGACAAAAUUAUUGCUAGGAUAUUUCAUUUAGUUGGAAAAAGAUUUCCCUGAUACGUAGUUUUAGCAACAGCAACUUUUAAACCUACUACUUGUUGUUUGUUGUUCCUGCUGCUUUUUUUUUGUGAAGUGGCAACAAAAUAAUAGGGACAACGCUGGUGUCAACAGCUAAAUUAAUGGAAGUAUAAAUUAAUGAUAAUAAUAAAAGCAUUAGCAAAACAACUAAGGGAAGGAACAUAAGUACACGAUAAUAUCGAGUCUAAUACGAACAAAGAUGCCAGCAUCAAUAAGCUGAAAGGAAAAUCUUUAUCUUGUCUCUGUACUGUCAACUUCCACGUAUUGUUAUAUCUUUGCUGUGGCUAAACCGGAAUGAAUGAAUAUAUUUCUAUUCUAUUUCAUAAUUAGAAGUCUACAUGCAAGAAAAAAAUGUAAUAAAAGACAAUAGAAUAACUUAAGAAGUAUUAGUAAUCAACCUAGAAAAUUGUGAGUGAAUAUAUCAGGCCUUUAGAUACUUGCAACACUAUCAGAUAAUCAAUAGUUCCCUCAAAAGUUAUUUAUAACCUCACAAUCAAGCACAAUAUAUAAAUAGGGUCUUGUUACCAAUAUCCAAUAUUUCUACGAAGAAGUGUGGUAUCAAGAAUAUACCAUGCUUUGCUAGAAAGCGGUGUCAAAAUGCAUUCCAUCAGAGAUUUGUCAGUAAUAUGGCCACUAUUAUGGGCAGGAUGUGUUUGUUUGUAUUUCCCGCAGGCAACCUAUCGGGUUCAUACACAGCCAUGGAUUUCUGAUGGCUCACCCCUUCUCAAAUUCUAUGCCUUAAGACAUUCCACUGAUGCCAGAGAAGGGCACAUCUCUUACCGUGUCAUACGAGCUGUUGGUCACAACACAAACACAGAUUAUAAAUCAUGUUUUCGAAUAACAGACUCGGAAUGGUUGUCGCUGAAACGAAGCUGCAGUUUCCUUAACCAAGGUGUAGAGUGUUCUUUGCGGUUGACCGUUCUCGCCUCACUAAGGCAUGGACUAAAGAACCAUAAGGCCCAUACAACAGUAACUCUAAUAAUUGACCCUAAUAUAGAAACCCUUAGUGGUGAAAAAAAUUGUCAACAGAAAACAAAUUUGUCAUACGAGAAAUAUUGCUUCGAUGAACCUGAUACAAUGGAUUACAGAGUUGAAGCUUGCAAUCACAGACUAAUAUUUGGACGUCUUGUACAAACACCAUCUGAGUUAAAUACUCAGAAAAGAAUUGAUUACAACAUAAUUUCUGGUAAAGCCGACCAGAAGACUGCCUCUGAAAUAUUAACUAUAGACAACAUAACUUCUGAGAUGGCCUUAAAUAAUAUUGCUGCCUUAGAGAAUGCCAAGAAAUUUAAUUUCACGAUUAGGUGUACCGUCUCAAGACAAUCUUUAAAUGGAUCAUAUGAAAGUCUUUCAUAUGAAAAAUCAAUUUUUCUGACAGUUUUCUCACCAACAAUUUAUCCAGAGAAAAAAAUGACUCGGUUUCCACGUCAUGCGCAUCUUCCUUAUGAAAAGGUUCCUACUCUCAAUACACCGCAGAAAAUUACCAGAGAAGUUUUCAAGAAUGCAUCCCAGUAUAGCACGAUUUACACAAUGCCCUAUGAUCUUCAAACGAAAUUCAAACAUCCGGUGUUUAAGCUACAUGAUACUAACAUCUUUAACGUAACGGAGAAGACAGGAAUAGUGUACGUAAAGAACACAACGGCACUUCGAAAAUGUGUCGAUGCCGAACACAAAUUUGCCGUACAAAUUUAUGAAAAAGGUGAAGAAAGUGUGAAAAAAAUUGAAGAAAUUGUUAUAAUUUUAAAAGAAGGAACAUCAUUUCCAGGAAAAUGUGAUGGGAUGUGUUCUAAAUACACCAAUGAAAGGGAUUGUCACGAAAACUGUGGUGUUGGAUCCGUGUUCGGAAGAUGUUUGUGGAAUGCUGGUGAAAUAACAAUGUCUAAAAAUUACAGUACAUGUAGGCCAAACACAAAGACCUGUCCUGAUUAUAAGUGUGAUGAAUUAGAAGCGAAGAACCCCAAAAUAUGCCCCCAGGAUUGCACAGGUACGACUCCUGUUGGUGGAUUGUCUGGCGAAACAAAUCUUGGAAUUAUGAGAGCAAAAGGUGUUUGUUCAUGUGAUGCGAAAUACGUGUGCCACUGCGUACCUCAACCAGUAAUUGAACUGAAUGAAACUAAAGUUAUUGAACCAGUAGAGAAAUUUAAUAAAUCAGAGAAACCUAAGUCUACACUCAGAACUAUUGAUGCAGUAUCGAAUGCUGUGGUUCAGAAAAACGAAUCGGAUAUUUGUGACCGAAUAUGUGAAUCAGCAAUGGCGACAGUGUUUGGAUGUCUCGUGGUGAUCUGUUUUAGCAGUUUCGCUAUCUGGUGGCUAGUAAAGAAACGUCGACUCCGCUCAGAUACCUUAAAGCAUGUUGGCAGCGUUGUAUCUGUAUCGGCAGCACCAUCUGACUAUGUUGGAGAUCAAGAGAGACAGAUGCAUCUCCACCAUUACAAUUAUUCCUGUCACAAGGGACCAAGCGAUGGGUUUUCUGUCACCACUGACCAGAUAGACAAAAAAUGGGGUUUCCCACGCAAGAACUUGAUAAUCGAAGAAGCGCUCGGUGAAGGUGAAUUUGGAAUGGUUAUGAAAGCCCAGGCUUUUAAUAUAGAUGGUAAAUCAGGAUACACGACUGUAGCAGUAAAGAUGCUAAAAGAGUGUGCGUCAAUAGCUGAGUUCCGUGAUCUCUGGUCUGAGUUUAACUUAUUGAAAGAAGUAAACCAUCCUAAUGUCAUUCGCCUUCUCGGUGUAUGUGCUCAUAGAGGGCCCUUUUACAUUAUUGUUGAAUACUGUCAACAUGGCUCACUGAAAAACUUCUUACGUAAACAUCGACAAGCAGCUUGUAAUAGAACAGCAAGAACACCCGAAGAAAUAAAAGCAGAUCUUAGUGUUAUUUUGACCACAAGAGACUUGCUUUCAUUUGCCUGGCAAGUAUGCAAAGGGAUGAGAUAUCUUUGUCAAAUGAAGUUAGUCCACCGCGACCUUGCUGCCAGGAACGUGCUCAUGGCUUCAGGAAAUCUUAUCAAAAUUUCGGAUUUCGGUCUCACACGUGAUAUUUAUGAAGCUGAUGCCUACAUGAAAAAAAGUAAAGGACGCAUUCCUGUUAAAUGGAUGGCACCAGAAUCUUUAUACGCCCAGGUUUAUACUUCAAAAAGCGAUGUAUGGUCAUUCGGAGUGUUGUUGUGGGAAAUUAUAACAAUGGGUGCAAACCCCUACCCAGGUAUUCCACCAGAGAGACUCUUCAGUUUACUAAAAACCGGAUACCGAAUGGACAGACCAGAAAACUGCUCAGAUGAAAUUUACGCCAUAAUGCAAAAAUGCUGGAAAACGGAGCCUGCUCAACGCCCAUCAUUUGGAGAUUUGGCAGAUAUUUUGGACCGAUUACUUCAAGAAAGAACAGGUUACUUACAGAUGGAUGGUUUCCUGAAAAAGAAUGAACGAGGAAACGGAUUCAGUACUCCAAAUAACAAACGGAGAGGUCACCAUCCACAUGUAAAGGAUAUAGAAGACCAGGAUAGGUUUAUUCAUCCGACAGAUAUUAAUGCCUACCUGAUGCCAGUUGUUCAUGAUUAUGCUAAUCGAAGAGACAUCGCUGAAUCACUGAAAGAACCAGAAACCUACGAACUGAAACAUACAAAGAAUACAGCUGCCAAAUGAGAAAGGCUGCAGACUGAGAAACUUGUUAGUAUUGGGCUCUCCCUUAUUGCCGGAUUUGAUGAAAACACUGAAGUAGGGCACUCAGAUUGCAAAGAAAAGGGCAAUAAAGUGGAAGAGCUACAUUAAUUAAUCAUGGUGGCAACGAAUAGACAUUUGGUUUCUCAGCCAUAGACGCCUUGAAAAUACUACAACUUGGUUAUAUAUGUAUGAAAGGUUGAUGUUAUGCAUUUAUGUCUAUGCGUAUAAUUAUUAGUAAUUACACACACUCACACACAGAUAAUUACACACACACAUAUAUAUUAUAUAUGUAUUUAUGUGUGUGUGUGUGUAUAUAUAUAUAUAUAUAUAUAUAUAUACAUUUAUGUAUAUGUAUGUAUAUAUAUGUAUGUAAGUGUAUGUGUAUAUAUACACACACACACAUACAUGCAUAUAUAUACAUAUAUACACACACAUAUAUAUAUAGUUAAAACUUGUCUAUGGUAUUGGUUUAUUAACUCCAAAUGAUAAAUCUGAGGUUGUGCUUAGUCAUAGACAAACUGCAAGACAUUUCUACAUGUGUAGGUGUAUGUAUAUGUAUGUGUGUCAGUUGAUGACUGUGUCUUCAGGUAUCUGUGUGUAUAUCUAUGGACACAGAAACAUGCACACGUAAACAUACGCAUGCGUGUGUAUGUGUGUGUGUGUAAUCGUGAUGUAGGCGUUUAAGUGUUGAUCAAUCAUUUGGACGCGCGCGCGAGCGCGUGUGUGUGUGAUUAAAUUAUGUUGUAUAAUGAGUAAAAGUAGAUGCAAAAGAUGGAAUUAUCAAGAAAUUCGAACACGAAUUAACGAGUGCAUGUUUCAGAGUGUUUGUAAAUAUAUUUAUACAUAUAUUUGUGUAUGUAUGUAGGCAUGUGCGUGUAUGUAAAUUUUCGGUUUGUUUACACUUGCGUGUCACUCUGUGUGUAUGCGUAUGACAAAUCAUUCCUCGAGUAAAUUAUAAAAUAUUCCGUUGCCAUCCAUGAUUUUAUAAUCGCAUAUAAAGCAAAAGAAUAUUCCUAGUAAUGCUUUAUUGUACAGUUAGAGUUUUACAUAUCACACAAAACAAAAGACAUUACGUCAACUAUCCACAAACUAAACAAAAGAGAUACAGGAGAAGGAAGACCCAAUGCAAUGAUUGUAUUCAUGUGAGUGCGAUAUAUGCAUGCUUAAUGAUGUCGUGAGAUUGAGAAUUUCUUCCACAACUUUUCUAACAGAUCGAAAUAAACAGUAUAAAUAUGACGCAGACUGUAAAUAGCAUAUACUUACCAACAAACAAUACACACAUUCUUGCAAAAACAAACAAAUAUAUAAAUACAGAUUUGUAAAUAAUAACUUUUAUUUAAUUAAUAUGUAUUUUAAUUUAAUAGCUCCAUUUUCGAACGUUCUACCACCAUCAACUAAUUUUAAAUACCUUUUGAAAUCAUGUGAAACGUUUCUAAAAAUUGAUUUUACUUUACUUGCUAAAGAACUCUGGAAACUUGCGAUUUAAGUUUAAAACGAAUAUGUGAACGAUGCUUAAUUAUAUGUAUGUGUGUGGGUGUACGUGAGCAUGUAUGUCUUUAUAUAGUGUGUGUAUAUACAUACAUAUUUGUAAAUACAUAUAUGUAUACAUAUUUCACAUGUAUGCAUAUAUAUAUAUAUAUAUAUAUAUAUAUAUAUAUAUAUAUAUAUAUAUAUAUAUAU
Octopus bimaculoides (California two-spot octopus) is the source of this 6452-nucleotide messenger RNA. Its product is annotated as proto-oncogene tyrosine-protein kinase receptor Ret. NCBI's taxonomy places the organism in Eukaryota, Metazoa, Mollusca, Cephalopoda, Octopoda, Octopodidae. Gene Ontology annotation, biological process: cell surface receptor protein tyrosine kinase signaling pathway; multicellular organism development; protein phosphorylation. Gene Ontology annotation, molecular function: ATP binding; transmembrane receptor protein tyrosine kinase activity. Gene Ontology annotation, cellular component: plasma membrane; signaling receptor complex. The record is from RefSeq and is a predicted model, not a curated record.